AUGUCCCACCAACUCCCCAAAGUCACCCUCUUCUAUUCCCCUGGCGCAUGCUCUUACGUCCCUCACGUCGCCCUCAUCCAUGCCAGCAUACCAACCAACCUCAUCCUCGCCAAAGUUGGCGCCAUGAGCCCAGAAUUCCUCAAAAUCAACCCCAAACGGCGCGUUCCAGUUGUGGUCGUCAACGACGAGAUAGUCACCGAGAUGGCCGCAGUCCUGACGGCAAUCGCCUCGCUUGUGCCCGAUCAAAAGCUGCUGGGCACCACCUCGCUCGAGACGAUUCGCGUCUACGAGUGGUUGAACUACCUCUCCACAGUGGCGCACAACCAGGCCACGGCACAGAUCUGGCGUACAGAGCGGUUCACUGAUGAUGUCGCGGCCUACCCGGCUAUUCAGGCUAAAGGACGAAAAGUGAUCCAGGAGGUGUAUGCGUUGAUCGAGGAAAAGCUGCGCGGAAGAGGGGAGGAGACGGGUUAUGCGGUAGGGGAUGCCUUCACCGUCGUGGAUCCGUUCCUGGUUGUGGUAUAUCUGUGGUCUAUACGAUUGGGAUUCGGGGAUAUGGAGAGCAGGUUUCCGCGGUUUGUCAUGUAUGCGGAGAGGCUGCUUGGAUUGGAGGCGUUUGGCCUGGCAGCAAAAUUGCAUGGUUUUAGGUGA
This is a messenger RNA of Aspergillus saccharolyticus JOP 1030-1, 651 nucleotides long. RefSeq names its product glutathione S-transferase family protein. Lineage: Eukaryota; Fungi; Ascomycota; Eurotiomycetes; Eurotiales; Aspergillaceae. The transcript has a single exon. The record is from RefSeq and is a predicted model, not a curated record. Bases 1 to 651 code for a protein of 216 amino acids.